AUGCCCUGUAUCUGCAGUCGUACUCCAGUUAGGGGUCAUCGCGUCCAGCGACACUUCUCGCCGCUCACAACCCGAGCCACAUUCAGUCCAGAACGGCUCCUUAGCCCACCGCCAGGCACUCUGAAGAAAACAUUUCCUCUCAUUGAGUCCGUAUCCGAAGCCAAUGCCAAGGAAAGCAGUGAGGAGAUUUGCUCACAACUCGGUAUCAGCGAGGCGGAACACUCCAACAUUCAGGACUUCUUGCGUGAUCUCAUCACCAACCACCUCAAGUUAAAAGUGAGCUAUUCAAAACAGAUGGGUUCUGCUGUCAGAACAGUCUUCUCAAAGGCCAAGGAACAGUAUCCCUGCUUUGAAAGUCAGGACGAGACACUUGAGAGCAUGCUGAAGCAGCAGCUGAAGAAGGCCAGUAAGCAACGCAUCUUAUUUAGGAGAUGUUUGUUCUACAAAUGUAAGAUUUGUGUGCAACAAUAUGAUGGCUGUGCAAUUCCGUCAUCAAACGUAGAAUUUGAGAGCAAAUAUGUCCGGGGAACACCGGUUUUGGUCUAUCCUCAAGUUUUUAGUCCCUAUGUUUACACAUAUGUGGCCCUUCAUAUCCGUCGCUGUCUGAAGUGUCUCUUCCCACCACCACCCACACCCGUGCCGCCUCGUCACCACCACCACCACCAGUCGCCGCCACCACUCACAACCGCCCAUAGCCGCCACCCAUCAAGAACGACGCGAGAACACCACGUCACGAACAAACGAGCCCCCAGCGAGGCCGAGGCGAUGAAAACGGACGACGAGGGAUGUCCGAGAGGGUGCCACGUCACUGAUAGCGACGUGGCAACCAAACGACGAACGACGACGUCGUCGUUCGUCGUCAUACAAAACCCAUUUCCAUGUACCCCAUUCCUUUCCCCUCCCCCUCCCCCUGUCCCUCCUAUCCCUUCCCCCCCUGUCCCUGUCCCUGUCCCUGUCCCUGUCCCUGUCCCUGUCCCUUCCCCCUUCCUUUUCCCUGUCCUUUCCCUGUCCACCCCCAUUUCCUUCUACCCCCUUCCCUAG
Messenger RNA from Laccaria bicolor S238N-H82, 1041 nucleotides. RefSeq names its product proline-rich protein. Lineage: Eukaryota; Fungi; Basidiomycota; Agaricomycetes; Agaricales; Hydnangiaceae. The record is from RefSeq and is a predicted model, not a curated record. Bases 1 to 1041 code for a protein of 346 amino acids. The transcript has 6 exons.